AGGAGGGACAGAAGCUAAAGGAGACAGCAGCUUUUUCUUUCCCGCCUCUCUCCCUCUUUUAACACACAUAUACAGAAAUCUCUUUUCCAUGGCCUCCGUCAGGGUGUUGCCAUAGAAACUGUAGUGACAAAGGCAAGGAAGUCUCCUGGGCCUGUGUGUGGAAGGACUGGAGGGAGAGAGAAGGAGGAGUCUGAGCCACAAGUUUGAGCGGAACUCCAAACUGCUGGAAAAGUUGCUUGUGAAGCGGGGUGGUGUUGGGAGAGAUGCUGGGAAGCCCAGCGCAGCGGAAUCCAUGGCAGUAGGAAGGCUGGGACUGCUAUGGCGGUGGAGGCAGCUGCGGCAGCUGCACAAAGGCUAGGCCUGUCAGAGAUCUGAAUGGCAGUGACUGGCGGCCAGGGAGGACCGCCCGACUGACCCCGCGGGCUGUGGGCAUCGUCUCCCACAUCUCCAAGGAUGCUCUGCUUGCUACUCGUCCUGCUCGCCAGCCUCUCUUGUUGCUCCAGCUCUGAAGUCAACCCUGCGAUAUGCCGAUACCCUCUGGGGAUGCACGAAGGGACCAUCCGAGAUGAGGACAUCACUGCUUCCAGCCAGUGGUAUGACUCCACGGGGCCUCAGUAUGCACGGUUGCUGAGAGAAGAGGGUGAUGGGGCAUGGUGUCCAGCCGGUCUCCUGCAACCUGAAGAUGUGCAGUUUCUCCAGAUAGACCUACAUAAACUCUUCUUCAUCACACUGGUGGGGACGCAAGGUCGGCAUGCCCGGGCAACUGGGAAAGAGUUUGCCCGUGCCUACCGGAUCGACUAUAGCCGCAACGGGGAGCGAUGGCUCUCUUGGAAAGAUCGUCAGAACAAGCAGGUGAUUCAAGGCAACACUGACACAUAUGACGUUGUCCUGAAAGACCUUCGCCCGCCUGUCAUUGCCCGCUACAUCCGAGUGAUCCCAGUGACUGAGCAGCCCAUGACUGUCUGCAUGCGGGUGGAACUCUAUGGUUGUGUUUGGUCUGAUGGUUUGGAAUCCUAUAGUGUGCCAGAGGGGGAGAUGAUUGCAGCUCCCGGCCACCCGAUCGUUUACCUCAACGACUCAACCUAUGAUGGUUAUCAGGAGCGCAGGCUCCUGCAUGGUGGGUUGGGCCAGCUGACAGAUGGCGUCCUGGGCUUGGACGAUUUCACCAAGAGCCACCAGUACCGCGUGUGGCCAGGCUACGACUACGUUGGCUGGAAGAAUGACAGCUUCAGCAGUGGUGCUGUUGAGAUGGAGUUCCAGUUCGAUCGGCAAAGGAACUUCACAUCCAUGAAGGUCCAUUGCAACAACAUGUUUUCCAAGGGAGUGAAGAUCUUUGAGAGGGUGGAGUGCUUCUUCAAGCCACGGCUGAUUGCUGAGUGGGAGCCAGACCCAGUGGGCGUGGACACCGUCUUGGACGACAAGAACCCCAGCGCACGAUUUGUGACCGUCCCCCUCAGUCAGCGUGUGGGGAAAGCCAUACUCUGCCACUUCUACUUUGCUGACACCUGGAUGAUGAUCAGCGAAAUUUCCUUCCAAUCAGCAGAUAUGGAUGCCAGUGACCCCAUUAUGGUCACUCUGGCCUCAAGCACAACCUCAGAGAUACUCCCGUCGGAGGAACUCAACGCAACAGAAGGGACUUGGUGGACCACCUCGCCACCUGCUGCAACGAGUCCCUGGGUGGCUCCGAAGGCAGAGGACUCCAACACCUCCAGUCUGGUCAGCUGCCUUGUGGCCAUUAUCCUGCUGCUGCUUUUCGUCAUUGUUGCUAUCCUGUGGAGGCAGCACGUCCAGAUGCGGCUGGAGACGGCUCCUCGGCGGAUCCUGGAAGAAGAUGCCACCGUUCGGCUGUCCUUUUACAGCUCCAGAAUUGUCAAUGGCCAGACACAGAUCCACCAGACUAACCCCACCUAUGAGAGGGUCUUCCCACUGGACCUGGAAUAUCACCAGCCCAUCACUCUCCUUCAGAAACUGCCUGAGCUCUCCCAAAGCGCUGAGGACUCAGCAUGUAGCGGUGACUAUGCCGAGCCAGACAUCACCAAGUGCACCCCUCACCAGGGAUUCCAGAACAACGUCCCCCACUACGCAGAGACGGACAUUGUUAGCCUGCAGGGCGUCACAGGAAACAACACAUAUGCUGUGCCAGCCAUCACAGUGGACUCGUUGACCAAGAAGGACAUCACGGUGGCUGAGUUCCCAAGGCAGCAGCUGCGGCUCAAGGAAAAGCUGGGAGAAGGGCAGUUUGGGGAGGUCCACCUGUGCGAAGCUGAUGGUCUGCUGGAAUUCUUGGGUCGUGCUUCCUCAGAAGCCUCCAGCCAGGCAGUUCUGGUAGCUGUAAAGAUGCUGAGAGCCAAUGUCACCAAGACAGCCAGGAACGAUUUCCUGAAGGAGAUCAAGAUCAUGUCCCGGCUGAAGGACCCAAACAUCAUCCGCCUGCUGGGUGUGUGCGUGAGGGACGAUCCGCUGUGCAUGAUCACUGAGUACAUGGAGAACGGGGAUCUCCACCAGUUCCUGCUGCAACGCCAGAGCAGAAGCACCUUCACACUCUCCAACAACAUUCCCUGUGUUAGUUGCCUCCACCUCCUGCUCAUGGCUACCCAAAUUGCCUCUGGCAUGAAGUACUUGGCCUCCCUGAACUUUGUGCACCGGGACUUGGCCACACGCAACUGCUUGGUUGGGAACAAUUACACCAUUAAGAUUGCUGAUUUUGGCAUGAGCAGGAACCUGUACAGUGGCGACUACUACCGGAUCCAGGGCCGGGCUGUGCUGCCAAUCCGCUGGAUGGCCUGGGAAAGCAUCCUGCUGGGCAAGUUCACCACGGCCAGCGACGUCUGGGCUUUUGGUGUGACGUUAUGGGAGAUGUUCACACUGUGCAAGGAGCAGCCUUACAGCUGGCUAUCUGAUGAGCAGGUCAUUGAGAACACGGGGGAGUUCUUCCGAGACCAAGGCCGGCAGGUCUAUCUGACUCAGCCGCCCCUGUGCCCCAAUCCUCUGUUCUCCUUGAUGAUGAAAUGCUGGAGCCGUGACAUCAAAGAUCGCCCAGCAUUCGAGGCCAUCCACCUGUUUCUGGUGGAGCAAAUGGACGGUAGCAUUUGACCUGCAAAAAGCACCUGAGGGACACAGUCGAGAUACCCACCUGCCUCUUCUUGGCCUAAAACAUUCUAGCAUUUUGGUUGUGCCCCCUUGCCACAUUGUUAGAAACCAGGUGGAUUUCAACAGACAACUGAGGCAACAGCUGGGGUGGUUAUCUCUUGGGAUUCCUUUGGAACUGGGUGUGACGUGCCCUUUCUACUGCGUAUUGUACCACAGAGUUUGCAUGGGCGUUUGCCAUGACCAAAGAAAUACGGCUGCACUUGAGGGGGCUUCACUGCCUUAGUCAAAAUCCACUUCCUGGGACCUCUGCUCCAAGGAGGCAGCCAUGGCAGCUGCUGCCUCCCUCAGCCGUGGCCAAGAGACUCUCUGGGCUGAGGAAACAUCUUCUCAUGGGCCUUCCUUCCUGGAGAGGGUAUUUGUAUCAGCCCAUUCUCCUCUUCUCCUCACAAAAGUGGCAAAAAACACUCUCUUUGAAGACUAUAAGAAGAGUCCUGUUGGUUGGCCAGGCCAGGUGGCCCAUUAAUCCAGUAUCCUCACAACGGCCAACCAGAUGCCCCAGUGGGAAGCGUGGUGGAAGCGGGACCUGAGCACAACAGCGCUUUCCACACUCGUGAUUCCCAGCAACUGCUAUAUUCAAAACACAGUUGGGGUUUAUUCCACCUGUCAAGAAAGCUCAGUUCUUCAGGGGUGUGUUCACUCUUCCUGGAAGCCAUGUUGGUGUGUUGUUCUCCCUGAAGGAAUCCUACAAGGAACAGGAGGGCAGCCAUUUGUGACCAGAACAAUAGCAAAGAGUUGCACAGCUUCAUUUUCAGGGGUUUGAGGGAGGUUGUUGUGACUGCAUAUUCGCAGGGAGGGUGUACGUGUGUGAAUUCUUACACACUGGAUUUUUUAAAUUGUUUUAAAAAGGAGCAAAAGAAUGUUAAUGGUCAAAGGAAGGUCACUGAGGGCUCUUUGGUAAAUAGAGGUCUUUUUUGUGGUGGAAGAUCUUUUAGGGGGAAAUAGUGGACACUGUUACUACUGUCAUGAUGAUGCUGAUGCCUUGUGUGCUAAUGAACAUGUUGCCAAAACGGACUGACAUAGAUAUCUGGUCGCAUCCACACCAUACAACUGAAGCACAUUUAAAUCACUUGACUUCCUUUGAAUGAAUCCUGGGAAUUGUAGUUUAGCCCUUACAGGGCUGCCAUUCCUUGACCAAUUGCAGUUCCCAGGAUUAUUUGGGGGGAAGUCAUGUGCUUUAAAUGUGUUUUAAAUGUAUGCUGUAAAUGAAACCUCCCUCUGUCUCCAGAUACCACUUUAUUAAGGCACCAAAAGGGAAUUAAAAGUGAAACCUGGGGCUUAAUCAUGGGGG
Molecule: messenger RNA, 4438 nt
Organism: Podarcis raffonei (Aeolian wall lizard)
Lineage: Eukaryota; Metazoa; Chordata; Lepidosauria; Squamata; Lacertidae
Product: discoidin domain-containing receptor 2-like
Exons: 17
Coding region: 454-3093 (879 amino acids)
Biological process (GO): protein phosphorylation; positive regulation of kinase activity; multicellular organism development
Cellular component (GO): membrane; signaling receptor complex
Molecular function (GO): protein tyrosine kinase collagen receptor activity; collagen binding; ATP binding
Source: RefSeq, a predicted model, not a curated record